Molecule: messenger RNA, 1176 nt
Organism: Durio zibethinus
Lineage: Eukaryota; Viridiplantae; Streptophyta; Magnoliopsida; Malvales; Malvaceae
Source: RefSeq, a predicted model, not a curated record
GGUUAAAAUAUAAACCAUUGGAUUUGAAAACUUAUCUAAUUAACAAUCAUUAACGGUCACAUGGGGUUGAAAGCUUUUCAAGGAACGUGAAAACAUUUAAACCAAUUAAACUACGCUUCCACUCCCUACAUAUCCCGCGCCUUUCAACCCUACUUCUCUUGACUCACUCUCUUCACUCCACAAUCAACUUGCUCUUUUCCACUACUGCAACUCCCAUGGAAAGUUACAGAAAAUCGCCAUUGAAGCCAUGGAAGAGAGGUCCAAGUCGAGGCAAAGGUGGCCCCCAGAAUGCUUCAUGUCAAUACCGUGGAGUGAGGCAGAGAACAUGGGGCAAAUGGGUGGCAGAAAUAAGAGAACCCAAGAAGAGAAGUAGACUCUGGUUGGGUUCUUUUGCCACGGCUGAGGAAGCUGCUAUGGCUUAUGAUGAGGCUGCGAGGAGAUUGUAUGGCCCGGAUGCUUAUCUUAAUCUUCCACACCUUCAACCGAUCUCGAAUUCUCCAAACAAACUGCCCAAGUUCAAAUGGAUUCCUUCCAAGAACUUCAUCUCAAUGUUUCCUUCUCGUGGUUUGCUUAACAUGAACGCCCAACCUAGUGUUCAUGUUAUUCAUCAGAGGCUCCAAGAACUUAAGAAGAAUGGGGUUUUUGGUUCUUCAAGCUCAUCUUCAUGGGAAUCAAAAACUGAUAUUCAGAAUAUUAUAGAUGAUAAAACCCCUGGAGAAGAUCCUCAAGUGAAGGAGAAGGUUGUUGAAAUUUCAUCAGAUAAAAUGGCGGAAGCAUGUGAGGACAAACCACAGAUUGAUUUGCAUGAGUUCCUUCAGCAGCUGGGAAUCCUGAGAGAAGAAAAGCAGUUUGAAGGAGCUGAUACUAUAGAAAGUUUAACAGCAACAGAUUCUUCAAUAAAAGAUUAUGAUGAAUCAGCUGCCUUUGCUGAGAAUAGCUUCGUUUGGGAUGCUAUGAUGGAGAUGCAUGGAGUUGCUGACUGCCAAGGAGCAGAGGCCAGCUUCCAAGUUCAUGAUCCUCAAGAAGAGUUAACUUUUCCCACUACUAUUUGGAACUUCUAAGAGCAGCAGUCAAUCUUGGAAGAACCUAGCUUCACUGUAGGUUUUUAUACAUUUUCAGUCGGCAUUUGAGCUAGCUAGAGAUUUGAUGCUAGUUCUAGAAAUGUUUUAAGGCUGU